AUGGAUCUUAAAGAUUAUUACCUGUUGGCUGCUCUGCUGGCGUGUCUGUGGCUGGACCCUUCUAUCGCCCAGGAGCUUAUCUAUCCCAUCAGAGAAGAGUUGCAGGAAAACGUUCUCAUUGGAAACAUACCAAAGGACCUCAACAUCUCACACACAAACGCCGCCACGGGCGCCAGCGCUAACCUGGUGUACCGGCUGGUGUCCAAGGCGGGGGACAACCCACUGGUGCGCGUGCUGAGCAGCACGGGGGACAUCUUCACCACCUCCAACCGGAUCGACCGCGAGAGGCUCUGCCCAGGGCCGUCCUUCGAGGACAGCGAGUGCUCCUUUGAGAUUGAGGUGGUCAUCCUGCCUAAUGACUACUUCCGACUCAUCAAAAUCAAAAUGGUGGUGAAGGACACCAACGACAACGCACCCAUGUUCCCCUCACCGGUCAUCAACAUCUCCAUCCCUGAGAACACGCUCAUCAACAGCCGCUUCGCCAUCCCGUCGGCCACCGACCCCGACACGGGUCCCAACAGUGUCCACAAGUACGAGCUGGUGAACGGACAGAGCGCCUUCGGCCUGGACAUCGUGGAGACGCCGGAGGGGGAAAAGUGGCCGCAACUCAUCGUGCAGCAGAACCUGGACCGUGAGCAGAAGGACACGUACGUGAUGAAGGUGAAGGUGGAGGAUGGCGGGAGCCCCCAGAAGUCCAGCACAGCCAUCCUGCAGGUGACUGUGACCGACGUCAACGACAAUCGGCCAGUGUUUAAGGACAGCCAGGUGGAGGUGCACAUCCCGGAGAACUCGGCAAUCGGGACGUCCGUCGUGCAUCUGCUGGCCACGGACGCGGACAUCGGGUCCAACGCGGACAUCCGUUACGUGUUCGGCACGCAGGUUCCACCCGCCACUAAAAGACUGUUUGCGUUGAACUCGACCACCGGUCUGAUCACCGUGCAGCGUCCCCUGGACAGAGAGGAGACGGCCAUCCACAAGCUCUCCGUGUUAGCCAGCGACGGCAGCUCCAGUCCGGCCAAAGCAACCAUUAACAUCAACGUGACGGAUGUCAACGACAACCCGCCAAACAUAGACCUGCGCUACAUCAUCGUACCCAUUAACGGCACCGUUUUCCUGUCAGAGAAAGAUCCCAUCAAUACCAAGAUAGCCCUCAUCACCGUCUCGGACAAAGACACGGACAUCAACGGCAAGGUCAUCUGCUUUAUAGAGAAGGACGUUCCGUUCCAUUUGAAGGCUGUGUACGACAACCAGUAUCUACUGGAGACUUCUGCUUUGCUGGAUUAUGAGGGAACCAAAGAAUACAACUUUAAAAUCGUGGCCUCGGACUCCGGGAAGCCGAGCCUCAACCAGACGGCGUUGGUCAGAGUCCGGCUAGAGGACGAGAACGACAACCCGCCGGUGUUCACUCAGCCGGUCAUCGAGCUGGCCAUCAUGGAGAACAACAAGCGCGACCUGUUUCUCACCACGCUGACUGCCACAGACGAGGACAACGGCAAGAACGCCGAGAUCGUUUACCAGCUGGGCCCCAACGCCUCUUUCUUUGACCUGGACCGCAAAACAGGCGUGCUGACGGCAUCGCGUGUGUUUGACCGCGAGGACCAGGACCGCUUCUUGUUCACGGUGACCGCCAGAGACAACGGCACGCCACCGCUGCAGACGCAGGCUGCUGUCAUAGUGACCAUACUGGACGAGAAUGACAACAACCCCAAGUUCACCCACAACCACUUUCAGUUCUUUGUGUCUGAGAACCUCCCCAAGUACAGCACCGUGGGCGUUAUCACCGUGACGGACACCGAUGCCGGGGAGAACGCCGCCGUCUCCCUCUCCAUCCUCAACGACAACGAGAACUUCAUCCUUGACCCGUACUCCGGCGUGAUCAAGUCCAACGUGUCUUUCGACCGCGAGCAGCAGAGCUCGUACACAUUCGAUGUCAGAGCCGUGGACGGCGGGCGCCCGCCCUGUUCAUCGGCCGCCAAGGUCACCAUCAAUGUCAUCGACGUGAAUGACAACACCCCUGUCGUCAUCUCCCCCUCCUCCAACGCCUCCUUCAGGCUUGUGCCGCUCUCCUCCAUCCCAGGCUCCGUGGUGGCGGAGGUGUUCGCCGUGGACGGAGAUACGGGGAUGAACGCCGAACUCAAAUACAGCAUUGUGAGCGGCAACAACCGGGGCCUGUUCAGGAUCGACCCGGUCACGGGCAACAUCACGCUUGAGGAGAAGCCCACCAUGACCGACAUCGGCUUGCACAGGCUGGUGGUGAACAUCAGCGACCUGGGCUACCCAAAGUCCCUCCACACGCUGGUGCUGGUCUUCCUGUAUGUCAACGACACAGCGGGGAACGCCACGCUCAUCAACGAGCUCAUCCGCCGCACCAUGGAGACGCCCAUUGACCGCAACAUCGGCGAAAGCAGCGAGACAUACCAGAGUGGUGACUACCUCACCAUCAUGAUCGCCUUCGUGACCGGCGCCCUCGUGGUUGUCAUCGUGAUCUUUGUGACGGUCCUGCUGCGCUGCCGCCACGCCUCGCGCUUCAAGGCGGCUCAGAGGAAGAAGCAGGCAGAGUGGAUGUCCCCCAACACGGAGAACAAACAGAACAAGAAGAAGAAGAGGAAGAAAAGGAAGUCGCCCAAAAGCUCCCUGCUCAACUUUGUCACCAUCGAGGAGAGCAAGCCCGACGACCCCGCCCACGAGCCCAUCAACGGGACCAUCAGCAUCCCCACGGAGCUGGAGGAGCAGGGGAUUGGUCGCUUCGAUUGGAACGCCCCACCCACCACCACCUUCAAACCCAGCAGCCCCGACCUUGCCCGGCACUACAAGUCUGCCUCCCCGCAGUCGGCCUUCCACCUGAAGGCGGACACGCCGGUGUCGGUGAAGAAGCAUCACGUGAUUCAGGAGCUCCCGUUGGAUAACACGUUUGUUGGGGGCUGCGACACACUCUCCAAGAGGUCGUCCACCAGCUCAGACCACUUCAGCGCGUCUGAGUGCAGCUCCCAGGGCGCGUUCAAGACCAAGGCCCCCAUGCACACCAGGCAGCAGGGAACAUUAACUCGCGCACGAACCGAACUCAACCCUGAAUAUCUGGACCUCCGCCCGAGAGCUGAGCUGAACCCCGAGUACUGGACCCCCUGCACCCCUUUAUCUCAGCGGCGAGUCACGUUCCACCUCCCCGAUGGCUCCCAGGAGAGCUGCAGUGACAGUGGUCUGGGAGAGCAGGAGCCCUCUGGUUCCCUCCUCACACAUCCUCUCCCUCUGGUGCAGGCUCACGACCAGCUCUACGACCAGGCCUCGCCCGACAAGAGGACCGAAGCCGACGGCAACUCUGACCCCAACUCUGGUAAAGACAUGACUCUGCCCAGCGGAGACCUCUCCCUGUCCUCCCUGAUUACUGCUGAUCACCAUGAGGGCUGGUUAGAACAGCGAGAGGUGGAGGGCUGGUUAGAACAGCGAGAGGUGGAGGGCUGGUUAGAACAGCGAGAGGUGGAGGGCUGGUUAGAACACCGGGAGGUGGAGGGCUGGUUAGAACAGCGAGAGGUGGAGGGCUGGUUAGAACAGCGAGAGGUGGAGGGCUGGUUAGAACAGCGAGAGGUGGAGGGCUGGUUAGAACAGCGAGAGGUGGAGGGCUGCGUGAAAGGUGUGGGGCCCUCGAUGGACACAGCCCAGGGCCCCAACACCUCUAAAGGAUUCCUGUCUCAGAUGAGAUUUAGUCGACAGGCUGAGGAGAGAAAAGAGAAUCGCCAUCGGCUGCCUGGCAGGGGGAAGGAGCUCCAUCUCCUCCCAGGGAUGAGCACCCUGGCCUGGGUGGGAGAGGACCAUAUGGUGUGCAGGCUGUGCUUCCUCCCUCCAGGACUCCACUGA
Messenger RNA from Gadus chalcogrammus (walleye pollock), 3852 nucleotides. Its product is annotated as protocadherin-9-like. Gene Ontology annotation, biological process: homophilic cell-cell adhesion. Gene Ontology annotation, molecular function: calcium ion binding. NCBI's taxonomy places the organism in Eukaryota, Metazoa, Chordata, Actinopteri, Gadiformes, Gadidae. The record is from RefSeq and is a predicted model, not a curated record. Gene Ontology annotation, cellular component: plasma membrane.